AUGGAGGUAGUGGUGUUGCCCAGUCGGGUUGUUGAAGGUGGAUUGGUGAUGUUGGUGAAGGGUAUUAUUGUUUGGAGAAAAAUUUUAGAGUCAACUGCUCAGGAAGAUGGAGAUCGAGGAAUGAGACCUUUCUUGGAUGAAGGAGAGGAGACACAAGAAGUUAUUGACAUCAGAGAGGAGAUAGGCAACGACGAAAAAAUAGGCAUUGAAGUUGGCACACAGGCUGGCGUCGACAAAGCAGUUGGUGCUAGUGAGUCUGGGUGCUCCAUAGGCUUCAAUGGUGAGGCGCCAAAGGUAGAACCAGGUCUUAAGGAUGGGCGAGGUGCCAUGGGCGCCGCCAGGCGAGGCGAGGAAAAUACCACUUGGUGUGGCGUUGUUGGGUGA
Molecule: messenger RNA, 384 nt
Organism: Ilex paraguariensis (yerba mate)
Lineage: Eukaryota; Viridiplantae; Streptophyta; Magnoliopsida; Aquifoliales; Aquifoliaceae
Source: the annotation of a GenBank genome assembly